UGUUUCUAGUAUUUUUCUUACGUUUUCUUUGUAGAAUUAAAGAAAGCGAGUAAACGCAUGAGCUGCCAUAAACGGUAUAAAAUCCAAAAAAAGGUACGGGAGCACCAUCGAAAAUUGAGGAAGGAGGCAAAAAAACGGGGUCACAAGAAGUCCCGGAAAGAUCCAGGAGUUCCCAACAGUGCUCCCUUUAAGGAGGCUCUACUUCGGGAGGCUGAGCUAAGAAAGCAGCAGCUUGAAGAACUAAAACAGCAGCAGAAACUUGACAGACAGAAGGAACAGGAAAAGAAAAGGAAACUAGAAGCUAGUCCUGAUGUUGAGCCUUCUCAUGGGGAAUCCGUGGCAGAGGACUUUGGACAAGGCAAAGCAAAGAAAGCCAAGUUGACCAAACAGAAUCCAAAGAAAUUAUAUUGUCAGGAACUUAAAAAGGUGAUCGAAGCUGCAGAUGUUGUGCUUGAGGUGCUGGAUGCCAGAGACCCUCUGGGUUGCAGGUGUCCCCAGGUAGAAGAGGCCAUUGUCCAGGGGGCACAGAAGAAGCUGGUACUUGUGUUAAAUAAAUCAGAUCUGGUUCCAAAGGAGAAUCUGGAAAACUGGCUGCAUUGUUUGGAGAGAGAAUUGCCGACUGUGGUCUUCAGAGCCGCCACCCACGUGAGGGACAAAGGGAAGCCAAUGAAGGUCAAGAAGAAGGCCGCCCCGUACAGAAGUGAGGUCUGCUUUGGGAAAGAGGGCCUCCUGAAGCUGCUGCGGGGGCUGCAGGAGACUUGUGGCAAAGCCGUCUGCGUUGGCGUCGUUGGUUUCCCAAACGUGGGUAAAAGCAGUGUUAUUAAUAGCUUAAAACAGGAGCGGAUCUGCACGGUUGGUGUGUCUAUGGGACUGACGCGGAAUGCGCAGGCUGUCCCUCUGGACAAACAGAUCACCCUCCUAGACAGCCCCAGCAUCAUCGUGUCUCCCAUGAACCCAGCCGCCGCUCUAGCCAUGAGAAGUCCAGUGAGCAUUGAGGUGUUAAAGCCAGUGGAGGCUGCCAGUGCCAUCCUAGGCCAGGCAGAUGCUCGACAGGUCGUGCUGAAAUACACUGUCCCCGACUACACUAGUCCUCUGGAAUUUUUCACUUUGCUUGCGCGGAGGCGAGGGCUGCACCAAAAAGGUGGCAGCCCAAACGUGGAAAGUGCUGCCAAGCUGCUGUGGUCAGAGUGGACAGGGGCUUUGUGCUACUAUAGCCAGCCCCCAGCGUCCUGGGCCUGCCCUCCCCACUUGGCCGAGCAGACAGUGGCAUCUAUGAAACUGGGCUUCGAUGAGGAAGAGCUGCGCAGGAACAACGCGCACAGCAUUCAAGCCAUCAGAGGAUCUCGCCUGGCCACUAGCCUCUUUUUCCAGUCCUGGGGUCUGACCAACGGGAUCACGGAGGAAAAGGACAUACCCGAGCAUCUGCCAAGACAGAUUGUGACGGAGGAGGACAAGGACGACCUUGACGGCCACCAAGAGGGUGUUGACGGUGAAGAAGCCCAAGUGAGUGCACCAGUAUCCCGCUCAGAGGCCUGUGCUGUCCUCCCACUGACUCCAUGGCAUGUGGCAGACACGGGCCGCUGACAGCUACCCAGCACCUGUCUCUGUCUUCACAGGAAGAGUGCCCAGCUGCAUGUCCUGCAGGAGGAGGGGCACUGGCCACGGAGCCUCCAGCAGGUGGACACUCCAAUACGGGUGGGCAGGUUGGUGACCGAGCAGCACAGCCACUCAACUCGGAUAAGCCGACAGGAGGGGAAGACGGCGACUAUGACUUCAGCACGGACUACGUGUGAUCCAGCCUUGGCGUGGCCUUUGCCCUCUAGGGGCGUCUCUUAGCUAAACACUUGACACUGUAGCCGUGCAUCCGUGUGCAAUAGCUGUAAAUGUUGUAAGUAUGUGAUACGUCAUUAAAAUUGGAUUCCAAAGCUCA
Messenger RNA from Echinops telfairi (small Madagascar hedgehog), 1930 nucleotides. RefSeq names its product G protein nucleolar 3 (gene GNL3). The record is from RefSeq and is a predicted model, not a curated record. Bases 58 to 1584 code for a protein of 508 amino acids. Gene Ontology annotation, cellular component: nucleolus. Gene Ontology annotation, molecular function: GTP binding. Lineage: Eukaryota; Metazoa; Chordata; Mammalia; Afrosoricida; Tenrecidae. The transcript has 12 exons.